Messenger RNA from Scleropages formosus (Asian bonytongue), 3221 nucleotides. RefSeq names its product glucan (1,4-alpha-), branching enzyme 1b (gene gbe1b). The record is from RefSeq and is a predicted model, not a curated record. Gene Ontology annotation, molecular function: 1,4-alpha-glucan branching enzyme activity; cation binding; hydrolase activity, hydrolyzing O-glycosyl compounds. Gene Ontology annotation, cellular component: cytoplasm. Lineage: Eukaryota; Metazoa; Chordata; Actinopteri; Osteoglossiformes; Osteoglossidae. The coding region runs from base 51 to 2120 and encodes 689 amino acids. Gene Ontology annotation, biological process: glycogen biosynthetic process. The transcript is spliced from 16 exons.
ACACCACGGGCGGCUGCGCGGGGCUCGAUUGCUCUGGACUGUGUAGGAAGAUGGCAGCUUCCUCGGAUAAUGUUACCAUUCCUGAGAUCGCCCACCUCCUCCAAAUGGACCCGUACCUCAAACCGUACGAGAAGGAAUUUGAGCGGAGGUAUGGCCUCUUCCAGAAGCAGCUUCACCUGUUGGAGGAGGUGGAGAACGGCUUCGACCAGUUCACGCGCAGCUACCAGACGUUCGGCGUGAACCGCCAGGCCAGCGGCGGGCUCCUGUUCAAGGAGUGGGCCCCUGGCGCCGAGGCUCUUUUCCUCACCGGGGACUUCAAUGGUUGGGACAACUUCUCUCAUCCGUACACCAAGAAGGAGUUUGGCAAAUGGGAACUGUACCUCCCACCCCAGGAAGACAGGAGUCCAGCAGUCCCUCACCUGUCGAAGCUAAAGGUGGUGGUCCACACCAAAAACAGAGAGCGCCUGUACCGAAACUCGCCGUGGGCAAAAUACGUGACAAAAAACGACACUUCUGUCGUCUAUGACUGGGUGCACUGGGAUCCUUUGCAGCCUUAUCUGCACAUCCACCCUCGCCCCAAGAAGCCUAGAAGUUUGAGGAUUUACGAAUCCCACGUGGGGAUCGCUUCCCCUGAAGGCAAGAUCGCAAGUUACACCAACUUCACAGUCAACGUGCUGCCACGAAUCAAAGAUCUCGGUUACAACUGCAUACAGCUCAUGGCAGUCAUGGAGCAUGCCUACUAUGCCAGCUUUGGGUACCAGGUCACAAGCUUCUUUGCUGCAUCCAGCCGCUAUGGGACCCCGGAUGAGCUGAAGAAGUUGAUUGAUGAGGCCCACCGCCUAGGCAUCUUGGUGCUCCUAGAUGUGGUCCACAGCCAUGCCUCCAAGAACACAGAGGAUGGCCUCAGUCGCUUUGACGGCACUGAUUCCUGCUUCUUCCACGAGGGGCCCCGCGGCGAGCACAGCUUGUGGGGCAGCCGACUCUUUAACUACUCCAGCUGGGAGGUGCGGCGCUUCCUGUUGUCCAACCUGCGCUGGUGGAUGGAAGAAUACCGCUUUGAUGGCUUCCGCUUUGACGGCGUGACCUCCAUGUUGUACCACCACCACGGCGUUGGCAUGAGCUUCUCUGGGGACUACAGCGAGUACUUUGGGUUGCAUGUGGACGAGGAGUCGGUUGUCUAUCUGAUGGUGGCCAAUCACAUCCUGCACAGUCUUUACCCAGACUGCAUUACCAUCGCGGAGGACGUGUCUGGGAUGCCGGGACUCUGCCGAAGACUCGCAGAAGGAGGGUGUGGCUUUGACUACCGUCUCGCCAUGGCGAUCCCGGACAAGUGGAUCCAGAUCCUGAAGGAGUACAAGGAUGAGGACUGGAACAUCGGCAACAUCGUGUACACUCUGACUAACCGGCGAUACGGGGAAAAAUGCAUUUCAUAUGCCGAGAGCCACGACCAGGCGCUUGUUGGAGACAAGACCCUGGCCUUUUGGCUGAUGGACAAGGAGAUGUACACCAACAUGAGCACCUUCAUCCCCAUGACCGCUGUCAUUGACCGAGGCAUUCAGCUACACAAGAUGAUCCGACUGCUCACCCAUGGCCUGGGAGGAGAAGGCUACCUGAACUUCAUGGGUAAUGAAUUUGGCCAUCCGGAGUGGCUGGACUUCCCUCGGAAAGGGAACAACGAGAGCUACCACUACGCCCGUCGGCAGUACAACCUGGUUGACACGGACCACCUCCGGUACCGCCAGCUGUACGCCUUCGACCGCGAAAUGAACCAUACUGAGGACAAGUACGGUUGGCUGGCAUCACCGCCGGCCUAUAUCACAGCCAAGCACGAGGGUGACAAGGUCAUCAUCUUUGAAAGGGCAAGUGUGGUCUUCAUCUUCAACUUCCACCCCUCCCAGAGCUACAGCAGCUACAGGGUGGCAGUAGAAAUGCCCGGGAAAUACAAAAUCAAGCUGGACUCGGAUGCGGUCCAGUACGGCGGCCACGGCAGGCUGGAUCACAGCACGGAGUUCUUCACGGAAGCCGUCCCCUUCAACGGCCGUCCGCACUCAAUGCUGGUGUACGUUCCCUGCAGGACAGCCAUGAUACUGGCCAACGAGGAGAUUAAUUACUGCUAUUAAUGGCAGGCCGUCUUCAUGGAAUCGGGCACCAAGAAUGGACACGCAACAACAUUUCUCAGUGUCGCUGUUCACCUCCCUUGCGUGGAUUGCCACGCGCCACAGAAGCCUUCUCCGCACAUCCGUACGUCCACAAUCACAGCACAUACCGCUGUGCUUUCUACCUUCGCGGUGAUGUCACCCGGAACCGUAACAGAAAAUGAUCCGGUGUCCUCCCAGAACGAUCGCCCGGCAGAGUGAACCAGCAGUACCAAUACUGUGCCUAGAAUUACUUUGAAUGCCUUUAUAAUCUCAUGUGAUCCCUUUCUUAAAGGGAAUUUAUAAGGAUGUUAGCUUUGUUAGCCUGUCUAAAAGUAAUCUGUGUUCGCUGCUUCACGCUACACGGGGUUAGCUUAAAAAUGUGACAGUGUUUAUAAAAAAAGGAAAAGUCUGUCCUGUUUGCACUGUAUUGAUCCCCAUAGUGGAAACGACUCACCCAUCUAAACAGUCUCUCGUUGGCAACUGAUAAUCUGAAAUAUAACGCUCGCUGUGCCAGUCACUUUAAUAUAAAAAAAAAUUGCACUUUUAAAAUUUAAGUAUGUAUUUAUGUUGUAGCAAUGUUGUAUGACUUAAUAUAGACCAUAUCUCCAUUCAUAAAAGAAGGCUUUGCACUUCGAAACGCGGACUACGUUUUGGUACCAUGGGGGAAGAUCCCGAGAUCCACAAACACAAGAUAAUUUCUUCAGGGAUAUGGUGGAAUUACGGGGCAGGUAGGGUGUGGUUCAGGAAAGGGUAUUUGCACCGUUCCUUUGUACGGUUAGUUUUCGUGUGAUGUGUAUUAAUCCGUUGUUCAAUCAUUGUCCAGCCAGACAGUGGCAGCAAAUAUCAAAGCAAUUAAAGGACACAUGCUUAUAGCCUGAAGGGAAUCAGUUCACAUCCCCAAGAAGCAGCCCUGCUGUAGUGCCUUUGAGAAAGGUACUUAACCUCAGUUGGAAGGUACUUACUCUAAUAUUAAAAUAUCCAGCUGUAUAAGUGGUUCAAAUUGUAUAGCUUAGCAGCAAAGUAGUAAUAAUGAUGAUAAUAUUUGUCAGUGUGCUCACAGCUAAAUAAAGUACAUUGAAACUU